CCCUCUCCUCUCUCCCUCUCCCUCUCUCGGCUCCUCCGCUGAAGUUGCGCUUGUCCCCGGGCUGAGCCAGACUCACUCGCAGCCAGCGCUUGCAGGCGAUGGAGACUCCUCGACAUCGCCCCUUCCAGCUGAUGCUGAACCCCAGGAACACCAAAGGGCGCCGGAAAAGACGGGAUUUGUUUUGGUGGCAGGUCUGCUGGCUGGGCGGAGUGUUGCUUGUGCUGCUGUGCAUCUCCAGCCUGGUCGAGAAGGCAGGCUACUACAUGGUGAGUUAUACUUCAGAGGUGGAUGACAAGUGGAUAGGCCGGAGACUGAUGGAACACAGCAGUGAGAACACCACAGACGCCAAGGCAACCUCACAUCAGUACAAAAACUGCACUGAACCUGCUCUUCGUGAAUUCCCAAAUGACAUCUUUACGAACAAGGAAAGAAAACAAGGAGCUAUCGCUCUCCAUCUGCUCUGUACUAUGUACAUGUUCUACGCUCUGGCAAUUGUCUGCGAUGACUACUUUGUUCCUUCAUUAGACAAGAUCUGUGAGCGUCUACACCUCAGUGAAGAUGUAGCUGGAGCUACUUUCAUGGCAGCUGGAAGCUCAGCCCCUGAGCUCUUCACCUCAAUCAUAGGGGUGUUCAUCACAAAGGGUGAUGUAGGGGUUGGAACCAUCGUGGGUUCGGCAGUGUUCAACAUUCUCUGCAUUAUUGGAGUGUGCGGACUUUUCUCAGGAUUGGUUGUGCCAUUGACGUGGUGGUCAUUGAUCAGAGAUUCCACUUACUACACAUUAUCAGUGAUGGCCCUCAUCUUGAUUAUUUAUGAUGAAAAGGUGUCUUGGUGGGAGUCUCUGGUGUUGAUAUCAAUGUAUGCAGUCUACAUCCUGAUCAUGAAGUUCAACAGCACGAUGCAAAUUUUCUUUGAAAGCAAGUGGAAGAAGACUUCUGUGAACAUGGCUAAUGGGAAUGCAAAUAAUACAGAAAUGGAUGACAACAGCAACUGUGAUGCCACGGUGGUCUUACUGAAGAAAGCCAACUUCUGCCGCAACUCCUCAGUGCUCAUGGUAGAUGAGUUGCUCUCGGCUUAUCCACACCAGCUCUCUUUCUCUGAAGCCAGCUUAAGGAUCAUGAUAACCAGUCACUUUGGACCCAAAACCAGGCUCAGCAUGGCCAGUCGCAUGCUCAUCAAUGAGAGACAAAGGCUGAUCAGCAGCAAGACUGUUUCCAACGGAGAACCCGAGGUUUCCAUUAAAAUGCCGGCAAAACACAACAUCGAGAAUGGAACAGGGCCGAGCAACUCCACCGAGAGGAAUGUCAAUGGACAGAGGAGGGAAGAGGACAGGACUGAGGCCGGCAAUGAAAGGGAGAAUGAGAACGAGAAUGAGGACAACCAGAACAAUGAAAAUGAUGAAGAGGAAGAGGAGGAGGAUGAAGGCGAAGGGCCCUAUGUGCCAUUCCACCUACCAGUGGGAAUGUGGGAUGUGAUAAAGUGGGUGAUUGCAUGGCCGCUGUGCUUCCUGAUGUACUUCACCAUUCCAAACUGUGCCAAGCCUCGUUGGGAGAAGUACUUCAUGUUCACAUUCGUCUCAGCUACCUUGUGGAUUGCAAUUUUCUCAUACAUGAUGGUGUGGAUGGUCACAAUAAUUGGGUACACACUAGGAAUUCCUGAUGUUAUAAUGGGAAUCACCUUCCUGGCAGCUGGAACAAGCGUACCAGAUUGCAUGGCCAGCCUUAUAGUUGCCCGGCAAGGCAUGGGAGAUAUGGCAGUAUCUAAUUCUAUAGGAAGCAAUGUCUUUGACAUCUUAAUGGGACUUGGCCUACCCUGGACUAUAAAAACAAUUGCGGUUAAUUACGGAUCAUAUUUAGCGUUGAACAGUCGGGGGCUUAUAUAUUCAGUGGGACUGCUGCUAGCUUCUGUCUUCGUAACAGUCGUUGGCGUUCAUUUGAACAAAUGGAAACUAGAUAAGAAGCUUGGGUGUGUGUCCCUCUUCCUCUACGCCGUUUUCUUGUGUUUCUCCAUCAUGACAGAGUUCAACGUAUUCACUUUUGUGAACCUUCCCAUGUGCCGGGAACACUGAUGUACAGUGAAGAUGACCUGGGAGCAAGCACCUUGGUAUCAGUGCAAUACAAAAACAAUACAAAGAGUUGAAGUCCCAUGGCUUAUUGUUGGCAACAUGGAACUGCUCUUACUGAGAACUUGGUACAAGACAUAUUUUUGAGAGAAAAAAAACACCUGUAUUGAUGUGAACGUAUUUUUAAUGUAUUUAUGUGGAGUCAUGAUAGAGACACACACACACACACACACACACACACACACAGACACACACACACUCGAAACUAUCUGAUUUCGUUGGCUGCUAAUUAACGUAAGGCUGGAAGAUGUACCUGCCACGUUUGUAUAUUCUCAGUUAUAUCAGAAAAAAUAUUUUGCCCUGAGACAGAAGAGUGGGAUGAUAGAGGUUUAAUGGUAAUUGCUAUUGAAGAAAAUAAGGUGUGUCUGGAAGCAAGGGAUUAUAAUGCCCUGUGAUUUUUACCUCUCACUUUCUCCCCUUUCCAUCCCCAUUCUCCAUCUCCCCUGCCCUUCUCCCAGAGAGCUUGAAUACCAAGAAUGUACAUAUCGACAAGAGUCACCUUAUCUUUAUGCUCACCAGCUGUUCCUACUGCUUAAAGGAAAGUGGAAUUGAAGCUUUGAGCCACAGCCUUCAAGCAGUCUGUGAUGUGAAAUUUGAAAUCUCUACAGUCACUGCACUGCAGUUUGUACCCAGAUACUACUGCUUCCUGAUGAGACUGAUUUUUCCGGGAGGUAUAUUUGCACGAAACUUUUAUUUUGUGUUUGGAACAGUUGCAUAGUCAAUGGUACAUGUGUGUAUAUUGAUGGUAUAAAAAUGUAUAUAUUGGGAAUUUUUUUCUUUUCGAAAAGGUAGAGUAUAUAAGAUAUUAUUAUUAUUAUCACAGUUUUACCCAGCUGCACGGUUUUAGAUUUGGAAAUAUUGAUGAAGGUACAAAUGCUGCAGCUGAAGAAGCAAAGUUGCUCUAGUUUUUGUCUGUACAGGUAGUUUUAAGAAUAAAGCAUGUUUAAUUUAUAUAUUUAUAAAAACAGCACAGGAGGCCACUUUGCAGUUUCACAGCACAUUUUUACAGGAAUAUUUGAAAGCUCCGUGCACGCCUGCAUGCUUGACACCCCUGGUCUUAGUGUAAUGUCUUCUUCAGCUUGUUUGCUACUUCCUGCAGAGAAGAAAUGACCGUGAUGAAGAAGACUGUUGUCUUUAACUGUUGCUGUAGUUAAUAAAUUUGUAGAUGACUUUGCUA
Messenger RNA from Carcharodon carcharias (great white shark), 3297 nucleotides. RefSeq names its product solute carrier family 24 member 3 (gene slc24a3). Gene Ontology annotation, biological process: calcium ion transmembrane transport; intracellular calcium ion homeostasis. Gene Ontology annotation, cellular component: membrane. The transcript has 17 exons. Gene Ontology annotation, molecular function: calcium, potassium:sodium antiporter activity; calcium channel activity. Bases 99 to 2066 code for a protein of 655 amino acids. The record is from RefSeq and is a predicted model, not a curated record. NCBI's taxonomy places the organism in Eukaryota, Metazoa, Chordata, Chondrichthyes, Lamniformes, Lamnidae.